GGUCUUGCUCAAUUACUCUACUUCUUUUCCUUGAAGAUUUAUACUUCUCCCUGUACGACACGUGCUAGGGGUCCAAACGACGGUUUCACAACAGUACCGAAACAGGACUGUCGAAAGCACAGCUCUGUUAUCAGACGAUGGUGGUGGUUACGUUAUGCAGAUUAGUGACAGUUGAGAAAAUAAAACGCUGCCCAAGGGCACCUCCUGGCCUACUGCCUCUAAAGGCCCACUCGUAUAACGGCAGGGAGAAUGCAAGAUUCCCCUGCCUAGCGUCUCUGCUGUCCAGGAAUUCCAUUUUCACCAUCCUGAGGCAAGAGAAAUGUAAUAUCGCCCUUCUGAUGGUUCGGUUCCCCCCCCCCAUAUCAAUGGGUUUUCUUCCAUUUUACAGUGCAGUGUGAACCUCCUGCCAGCUGACAUGGUUGAGUCUAACAGACACCCUGUCCCUUUAAGAGGCAAGGAGGAAGGCUGUUGCUGUGGAAACCAGCGGAUACAUUGCAAGCUCCUGUGCAAGAAAAGAAAAGGAAAGCUCCUCACUACAGACCUUUGGAAAGUCUACCCUUCCACACACAUCUGUUCCACAGCCUGAAGGCGUUCUCUCCUCACAAUGGAAAAAAAGAGUUCGGAAGAAACAGCAGAAGAGGUGCCAGUGCAGAAAAUUCCACCUGCCAGCAAGGGGGCAGUGGAGUUCCUCUCUCUUAUUGAAGCAAAAGAGAUCAAGCCCUGCCUCUUUGAAGAAUCACUCAUAGCCAUCUCAGAGAGUGGACAGACAAUAGGAAGUUUCUCAGUCUCCGUGGAGUUGUCCUGCUAUUCGCUAGAUGACUGGGAGGAAGAAGACUGCUAUUUGGUCCGAGCAACCAGCAAGGGAACCAUUGAUGGUGUACCUUGCACAACAACCAUUACAGGAUAUAUAACAAAGAGACUGGAGACUGUGGAGCAACAUACGAAGGAAAGCGUGAGGUUUAGAGAGCAUCCCGUGGAAACCAGGACUCAUGUGGUGAAACGCGAAGAUCAACUAUUUGUGCGGAAAGCCAUAGUGGAAAGAGAUGAAGAGAUCCACGUUGACACCUUUUCUUACAAAUGUGCACACCUCCAAGGACUCAUCUCAGAGUCUGCCAACUUCCUGGUGCUGCGGGUGAUGGCCCGGAGGAAGGCUGUGCCAGAGGAUGCCGUUUUCCUAUCAUUUGACACUAACCACCACAUCUGCACCUCAUCCUAUAGUGCCUUAGGUAUCCAGAAGCAGCAGGUGGGCAAAGAGGAGGUGGAUGUGUUCGUGACUGAGAGAGCUGUGCACUCUACAGAUGACAUCCCACUGACCUGGCAGUUCUACUUCCUGUCAGAUGGGCAUUUAUCUCGCCGUGUCCAGGUUGGAUCCCCGGCCACCAUGGUGAUCCUGCAGAUGCCCAUUCUGAUUGAAACAGAUGAACCAGACCCUCGUCCAGUCUUCGAAAAACUCCCUCUAGACUGGGAAGAGGAUGUGGAGCUGUAUUCCAGAUUCUUAGACAGAAAGGAGGAGCUGCAAGCAAGCCAUGCCACCUAUGUGCAACGCCAUCCAGAGCUCAAUGCCCUUCUAGCAGACUUCCUACAGCUACUACUACUUCGCAAGCCUGAAGAUGUGGUCACCUUCGCUGCUGAAUUCUUUGCCACCUAUUCAGCCCAGAACCCACCAUGCAGGUCAUUUCAGUCAUCUAACAAGCCCAAUCCUUUUCGUAGCCAUGUCUAAAUGGUUUCAAUGGAAUGCUAAAGACUGAUGAAAUAAAUGCCUCUUUAA
Messenger RNA from Pogona vitticeps (central bearded dragon), 1768 nucleotides. Lineage: Eukaryota; Metazoa; Chordata; Lepidosauria; Squamata; Agamidae. The record is from RefSeq and is a predicted model, not a curated record.